Molecule: messenger RNA, 378 nt
Organism: Aspergillus glaucus CBS 516.65
Lineage: Eukaryota; Fungi; Ascomycota; Eurotiomycetes; Eurotiales; Aspergillaceae
Exons: 2
Coding region: 1-378 (125 amino acids)
Source: RefSeq, a predicted model, not a curated record
AUGAAAGCCCCUGAUAUUUCCAUCCAAUUGAGCACUAGUGGCUUACCACGAGUGACGUUCGAGUGCGGCUUCCCUGAAUCGCACGAUAUCCUUCAAGACGACAUGAUAGAUUGGCUCAUGGGCGGGGGUGGGGCUGUUCAGGCUGUGGUUCUGGUGAAGUGGAAACCAUGCCAGACUACCAUGACCGUUCGGGGAGACGUAGAGCUCUACACGCGGGAUACCAACGAGGUGUUCCCUGUGCCGGAAGGACUAGGAGAGCGGCAAGUUCUGCGACUCAACCGCCAGAUGCUUUUCGGGGGUGAUGUUGCGCCAGGCCGCGGGGAGGGUGACGUUUUUGGUCUUGAUAUCCAGGUUCUACGAACGGUGCAGCGAUUUUAA